Molecule: messenger RNA, 867 nt
Organism: Colletotrichum karsti
Lineage: Eukaryota; Fungi; Ascomycota; Sordariomycetes; Glomerellales; Glomerellaceae
Product: carbonyl reductase
Exons: 3
Coding region: 1-867 (288 amino acids)
Molecular function (GO): oxidoreductase activity
Source: RefSeq, a predicted model, not a curated record
AUGUCGUAUUCACGAGUCGGUGUGGUAACCGGUGCCAACAAGGGUAUCGGGUAUGCAAUUGUUCGACAGCUGGCCUUGCAGUAUCCGGAGUCCUACUUGAGCAGCGGGUCACUCCUCAUCUAUCUUACAGCCCGCGAUCAGUCUCGCGGUGAGCAGGCGCUCGCCGACAUCCAGGCCGAUGCGGACCUCAAGAAGGCCAAGGCCCUGACUGCCCACGGUGGCCUCGCCGACAUCAAGUACCGCCAACUGGACAUCUCAAACUCCAAGAGCAUCGCGAGCUUGGCCGAGGCGUUGAAGAAGGACCAUCCCGAAGGCAUCGAUUUUGUCAUCAAUAACGCCGGUAUUGCGAUGCAGGGAUUCGAUUCCAAUGUGGUGAAGACUACUCUCGGCUGCAACUACUACGGAACCCUGGAAGCAACCCGUGCCUGGAUCCCGAUCCUCAAGCCCGAAGGACGCAUCAUCAACGUCGCCUCCAUCGCCGGCUCCUUGAGCAAGUACUCGUCAGAAGUCAAGGAGCGCUUCCAGAACUCGCAGACCGUUCCAGAAGUCACCCAGCUCAUGGAGGACUUCACCGCCGCUGUUGAGAGGGGCACGCACGAGAAGGAGGGAUGGCCCAGCGCUGCUUACGCGGUGUCCAAGGCUGGCGAGAUUGGGAUGACGAGGGCGAUUGCGAAGGAGCUGUUGGAGAAAGACAGCAAGAUGCUCGUGAACUCGUGUCAUCCGGGCUGGGUGGUGACGUCCAUGACGAGAGGGAAGGGGACGAAGACGCCGGACCAGGGAGCGCAGACUCCUGUUCACCUUGCUCUUGCGGACCUUGGGGGCAAGACUGGUGAAUACUGGUCUGACGAGAAGGUCGCGAAAUGGUGA